ACUUAAAAGUGACCAAACUGGAGAGGAAUAAUAGAGGACAUGUUGGACAAAGGAUGUUGAAUGUGUAACAGGAGGGGAGGAGAGAAGAAGAAAACCAUGGGAAAGUUUCAUGGAUGGAUGUAGUGGAGCGGGAUUUGCAUAGACAUGAAUAAGGGAUGUGACAGGGAAGGAUGAUGGGUAUAGAGUUGGAUAGCGACCCCUAAAGGAAGCAGAUUAAAAAAAGACAACGAACUUGUGAAAAUCCUUGUUUUUAGGAUUUUUUUUUUUUAGUGUUUCGGUGGAAGUGAAUAGCUGCUACAAGUGCCGGAGAAAAAUCACCACAAACUCACAAUUAUUAUUAUUUUAUUAUCUAUUUUUUUUAGUAAACCAGCCAGUUAAAAAAAAUGCCUUUUGACGUAAUGAGAAGCUACGCGCAAGACUGUCACGUGAUUUAUUUUUUUGGCUAGAGCCAUAUUUUUGUAGCUACUGCUGUAAGAAGCUACCUCUAAAGCAAAACCAGAGGCUUGCAGCUUCGCCUACCAACGCCAUGGAUUUCAACGUGAAGAAGUUAGCCAGCGGUGCGGGGCUGUUUUUCACGCGAGCCGUCCAGUAUACUGAGGAGAAGCUGGGCCAGGCGGAAAGGACAGAGUUGGAUGCUCACUUUGAGAACCUAAUGAGCCGCGCUGACUGCACCAAACACUGGACAGAGAAGAUCUACAGACAGACUGAGUACCUGCUGCAGCCCAACCCAAUUGAUCAUACUGGUGCCAGAAUUGAGGAGUUUCUCUAUGAAAAGCUGGACAUGAAAGCACCCUCCAGGGUUACCAACGCAGAGCUGCUGGGUCAGUAUAUGGAAGAUGCUGCGAAGGAGUUUGGGCCUGGUACACCGUACGGGAGCACUUUGCUGAAAGUUGGGGACUGUGAGAGGAGACUGGGAGCAGCAGAGAGAGAGUUCAUUCAGACCUCAGCCAUCAGCUUCCUCAAUCCACUCAGGAACUUCCUGGAAGGAGACUGGCGAACCAUCUCAAGAGAGCGCCGUCUGCUGGAGAACCUUCGCCUGGACCUGGACGCCUGUAAAGCACGUGUAAAGAAGGCCAAGGCGGCCGAGGCCAAGGCAGCGUGCGAGGGUGCAGUGGCCCCAGAUUUUCAGGAGACCAGACCUCGCAACUAUGUUCUUUCUGCCAGUGCCUCUGCGCUCUGGACUGAGGAAGUGGAAAAAGCUGAACAAGAUCUCAGGCUGGCUCAGACAGAGUUCGAUCGGCAGGCAGAAGUUACACGGCUGCUUUUGGAAGGCAUCAGUAGUACGCAUGUGAACCACCUGCGCUGCCUGCAUGAGUUUGUGGAAGCUCAGGCCGCUUACUAUAAGCAGGGUCAUCUUCAUAUGCUGGAGCUGCAGAAAGAGCUGGGAAGUGCUGAUGAGGAUGUGCUUCCCAAUGCUUUUGCACUGAACUCCACUCACUCCGUGGCUGCUGCAGCCGGCGCGUCAGAAGGCACAGAGAGCCCAGUGGAGACGGAGACGCUGAAGAUUGAAGAAGUCCAGGCACCAGCUACAGGAACCCGCAAAGCCAAAGUUCUGUAUGACUAUGAUGCUGCUGAUUCAAGUGAGCUCUCCCUUCUGGCUGAUGAGCUGAUUACAGUUUACACGGUGCCAGGAAUGGACUCUGACUGGCUGAUUGGAGAGAAAGGAAAUCAGAAAGGAAAAGUGCCUGUCACAUACCUGGAGCUUCUGAGUUAGAGUGCAUGCAUGUGCAUGAGUGUGGACGGGCACGACUGAAGCUUUCACUUCAUAGGAAGUCACACUUCCACUAGCGAGUAAGCUUCAGUAAACACUCCACUGCAAUCCGCUGCACACACUCCUCAGAACAAUAACAGAAGGUCUCAACAUAGUGGCACUGUUACAGUGAGAGCAGGAAACUCCCUGGCUGGGAUCAGUCACAUUCCUCCUAGACCAGUUUUGGUGAUGUCAUAACAAUGUUGUCAUUGAUAUUCUUCUAUUUAUUGAAGUGCAUGUCAGAUGUUUAAUCAGAGGAUUUCUGAUGCUAACUUAUUUGUUUUUCCGAGUGUUUCUUCAUGUUUUUACAGGCCUUCCAACAAUCUGGGAAAAACCUCCCAAAAAUAUAGAGUGAUGUGAAAAAGUGUCUUCCCCUCUGUUUUUUUUUUUUUUUUUUUUGCAGGUAACAUAUGUAAACACAAAAUGCAAUUUUUAAAUGAGGAUGUUUAUUAUUACAGGUAGGCCUGUGGUGAUAAACAAAUCAAUUAAUUGCACGAUAAAUUAAAAUGAGCUCCAUACUAAAAUGAGGGCU
Messenger RNA from Xiphophorus hellerii (green swordtail), 2282 nucleotides. RefSeq names its product endophilin-B2-like. The transcript is spliced from 14 exons. Gene Ontology annotation, cellular component: cytoplasm; membrane. Gene Ontology annotation, molecular function: protein binding. The record is from RefSeq and is a predicted model, not a curated record. Gene Ontology annotation, biological process: membrane organization. Lineage: Eukaryota; Metazoa; Chordata; Actinopteri; Cyprinodontiformes; Poeciliidae. Bases 527 to 1714 code for a protein of 395 amino acids.